AUUAUAUAAAAAAAAAUUAAAUAAAAUAAAUAAUUAUAUGGGAGUUCCAGGAUUUUAUUCGUGGCUAUCGCGUCGAUAUCCAUUAAUAGUAAACUAACUAAAUUCAAAACUAGACGUACCAUACAUAGAUUGCUUUUAUCUUGACAUGAACGGUUUAAUAUAUAAAUGUACUAAAGAGGAAGACACUGUCUUUAAAGAUUUACUUUUACAAAAGAACAUGUAAGAAAUAUUUACAUUAAUAUUCAAUUAUAUAGAUGAAAUGGUAAACCUAGUUUAACCAAAAAAAGUGCUUUAUUUAUUUUUAGAUGGACCCGCUCCUCGUGCUAAAUAGAAUUAAUAAAGGACCAGAAGAUUUUUAUCUGCCAAAUCACAUAAAGACCUAAAUAAUUCAUUAAAAAAUUGUGGUAUAUUAGCCGAAAAUUAAACCAUGUAGAAUAAUGCAAUAUCUACAGGAACUACUUUUAUGCAUGAAUUAAAUUAAUAGAUUUAAUUUUAUAUAAAAAAUAAAUUCAAGUAAGAUCCUUAAUGGAAAAACCUCGAAGUAUUCUUUAGUGGAUCUAAUGUUCCAGGAGAAGGAGAACAUAAAAUCAUUAAUUUCAUGCAUUAGUAUUGCUCUUCAGAUAAUUAUGACCCUUCUACUACACAUUGUAUAUAUGGAGUUGAUGCUGAUCUAAUUAUGUUAGGAUUAUCAACUCAUAUUAAAUAUGUUUCUAUUUUAAGAGAAGAAAUGAGACAUAUACCUAAUAUAAGUAAAGCAGCUAAAAGAGAAAUAUAAAUAAAUCAGUUUUAAAUAAUUUAUUUAAAUAUAGUACGUGAGUAUUUAGAUUUAGAAUAUAAAUAAUUACAAGGAGAAAUGAAAAAUUUAAAAUAUGACAUUGAAAAUAUAAUAGAUGAUUUCCUACUUAUAUGCUUUUUUAUUGGAAAUGAUUUUAUUCCAAGACUUUAUUGCUUUAAUAUACGAGAAGGAUAAUUCGAAAUUCUCAUUUAAAUUUAUAAAAACUACAUAAAAGAAGCAAAAGAAUAUUUAAAUAACAUGGGAUAUAUAAAUUGGAAAGGAAUGUAUGAAUUAAUAAAAUAAAUAUCUAAUUAUGAGAAAGAAUUUAUUGGUGACAAAGCUGAUGAAUGCACAAAAGAAUAUAAUAGAUAAUUAAAAGGACAAGAAGGAGAAGAUAAUUUUAAUGUUGAUGAUAUUAACAAAGAUAAGGAAUCAAAUAAUAAUAAAUAAAACGAAAAUACAUUCUAAUAAGAAUACGACAAUAUAAUUAUAGAUUAAUAAAAAAAUGUCUUUAAAGAAAUUAAUAAAGAAAAAAAAUUUCUUGAAGAUAUCUAAAUUCUAUAUAAUACAGAAGCUGACGGAUUUUAAGCCAGAACAUAUUAUUAUAAGGAAAAACUACAACUCGAUUUUUCUAAUUCUUAGCAUUUUAAAGUUUUAGAUAAUCUUAUAACAAAAUAUAUUGAAGGUUUAUAAUUUGUCCUUUUAUAUUAUUAUAAAGGAGUUCCUUCCUGGAGUUGGUACUAUCCUUUUUAUUAUGCCCCUAUGUCUGCUGAUAUAUCUUUAUAUAUAGAAUAUAAGUAAUCUAUAUUAUCAUAAACAAUCAAAUUCGACUUAUCUUAACCUUAUUAGCCAAUGAAAUAAUUAAUGUGUAUAAUACAUCCUGAAAAUGCCAGUCUUUUACCUCCAAAAAUUGCUUAAUUAUUAACUGAUUAAACUAAUUCUCCAUUAAGAAAUCCUAUAGACUAUUAUCCUGAAGAAUAUCGCAUAGACCCAUAUGGAGGUGUUUUUGCUCAUGAAUAUAUAGUCGUUUUGCCUUUUAUGGAGUAGGAAUUAAUCGAAAAAGUCUAUAAUAGUAUUAAUUGGGAUUCUGAAAUAAGCCCUGAAGAUAUCUAAAGGAAUCUUUUUGGCAGAAAUCUUAAAUUUUCCUAUAAUGAAAAUUCUCCUUUAUUAUAAGUUAAAUCAAUUUUACCUUUAUAUUAUUCAGAUUUCGAAGUCCAUAUUGAUAUAUAAGAAUUCGAUAUUGACAAAAUCUAUAAACCUCCCAAAAACGAGUCACAAAACGCCAAAACUUCCCGUUUCCCUUCCUUAUAUGCUAAAAAAAUAGUUCAAUCCACCCUUAAAAAAACUGAGAAAGGCCAAAGACUAUUCCUUACUCUCGAAAGCGAGGUUACUGACAUUCUCUUAUCCAAAAAGUAUCAAACAGACUAUUAUUUUAAUUACCCAAACUGCUAAAAAUGCGAACUAAUUGGUAUAAUAUCUAAAGAUUCUCUCAAAGUAAUAAAAAAAGUGCCUUUGAUUCCUAUUUUAGAUGCCCAAAAUUACUGCAAAGACGACCAUCAUUAAUUUUACUAAAAACUUAACGAUGAAACAACUUUCCAAAUGUAAAAGAAAGGCAUAAUAUUAUCCUAAGAACACCCUAUACAUUCAAUCGUUCGUUUCUAUGAGUCAAACCAAAGAUAUCAAAGUGGAAAAGUAGUCGAAAAUAAAUUAAAAUUCUAAGAAUAAUACGUCCCAUUAGAAUUAAUAAUGACCGAACCGAAAAUCGAGAAGAUUAAAUAAGUUAAAAAAUACACGAAAACAACCGAAGAAUUCAAAGAAAAUAUGCUUGUUUUAAUCGCUUCUCCUGAUCGAUAAAUAGACGGUUGUUUAGCCAAAAUUAUAGAAUUUUAAAAAAUCAAAAAUAAUUAUUCUCCCGUUUAAUUAAAAGUGUAAAUUCUUAAUAAACCCCUCUAUUUAAUCUACUCAAAAGAAAAAUUCUGCCAAUAUACUUAAAAUAAGGAAUCUUUUUAUACUCUAUACUUUGCAUGUGAAAGACUAUAGACUUAACCUGAAUUUCUAUUAGAAUUAUUAGAUUCUUUGCCUAUUUUUAUCGAUAAUAACCUAUAUUCGGCUUCAAAACUUCCCAAAAUACUCGAUAUAGGCUUAAAUAUUAUCAAAAGGGCUAAAGGAUAGAUAGUUCCUGAAUUAGUACAUGUACCUGAAGCUAAAAUAAACGCUUAAGCGAAAAUGCAAUAAGGAAUAAAAGCAAGAAUUUCAGUUAAAGACUUAUUCCCAGAAUCAAAAGACGGAAAUAUAGAAUGUGUAAAACUCUAUAUUUGGCUAAUGCAAAAGGAAGAAUCUUAAUAUACUAUGUCCUCUUUAUUUUCUUAAAUUAUAAUAGAUCCUAAUUUUGCCAUUCCUGCUAAUUAUGAUGCUCCUGCUAAAUUAUUCUUUGAAAAAUAACCUCAUUAUCAUAGUUUGGGUGAUCAUGUUAGAUAUAUAGGCACUUUUGGCGUCAAAACUGCACCAUUUGGUCUAAAUGGAAUUGUUGUGGGUAUUAUAGAUGAUAAAUUUGAAGUAGUAUUUGAAAAGCCAUUUGUUGGAGGAAAUAAUUUGGGCGGAAGAUGUCCUCCAUAGAGAGGUUUGUUAGUGGAAUUCGAUGAAAUUUAUAACUUGUAGGGUUGGGGCAAAUUAACGAGAAAAAAAGAUGAAGGAAAUGACUAAAGUAAAGGCUGGGAUGGAUCCAUUUGCUAUUUUUACCCUAAAUUCGAAAGGCCUAUAGAUAAAGAUGAUUUAUAAAAAAAUAGUAAUAAGAACAUUAAAUUCCAAAAAAAGAAGAACCUAUGA
Ichthyophthirius multifiliis is the source of this 3601-nucleotide messenger RNA. RefSeq lists its product as hypothetical. The transcript has 7 exons. Lineage: Eukaryota; Ciliophora; Oligohymenophorea; Hymenostomatida. Gene Ontology annotation, molecular function: 5'-3' RNA exonuclease activity; RNA binding. Gene Ontology annotation, cellular component: nucleus. Gene Ontology annotation, biological process: nuclear-transcribed mRNA catabolic process. The record is from RefSeq and is a predicted model, not a curated record.